Messenger RNA from Encephalitozoon intestinalis ATCC 50506, 396 nucleotides. RefSeq names its product Hit-like hydrolase. The record is from RefSeq and is a predicted model, not a curated record. Bases 1 to 396 code for a protein of 131 amino acids. Gene Ontology annotation, biological process: nucleotide metabolic process. The transcript has a single exon. Gene Ontology annotation, molecular function: catalytic activity. Lineage: Eukaryota; Fungi; Microsporidia; Unikaryonidae.
AUGGAAGAAUGCAUAUUCUGCACACUUUACCAGAAAGACGCCAACAUCAUUUAUGAGACCGACACAUCCUUUGUACUGAUGGACAGGUAUCCUUUAUCAAAGGGACAUUUCCUUGUGAUUCCAAAGGCACACCACCCGUACUUUCACCAAUGCCGCCCCGAGGAAUUGUCCGACGUGCUUGGAGUCAUUGGACAUCUUGUGAAAAAGUUUGGGCUUGAGAAGUAUAAUAUUCUCCAAAAUAACGGAAACCACCAAUCCGUCUCGCAUGUACACUUUCACGUUAUUCCGUUUGUUUCUUCCAGUGAGCGUUUGAAGAUUUCUUGGGAGGCAAAGCCCAUCAGCGACAAUGAGUAUUUAGAAGAAGUUCAGGAGGCUAAACUCAAGAUAUCGCAAUGA